GGCUUGUCUCACGAGUAAUUUACCUCAAGUGAACUUAAUCAUUAGAAGUGGAACUGGUAAAGAAGAUGGAGAUUAGGAUAUUAAUGUUGAUGACUGUAAUUACAGUAUGUGUUAUCCCGAAAGCCAGCACAUUGACGUGUUUACAGUGCAACAACGUGCCACAGCCAAGACAUUGCAAUGCUGUAACCGAAUGCGACAAGGAUGAGACAUGUGGGAUUGAGGAAAUAAGUAAUGAAUUUGGUGAAAAAUUGUUCAAUGUCGGAUGCAUGAAAAGAAUGAAAUGCCAGGGGGCCAACUCGACACAGCACUGUAUACAAUGUUGUUCAACUGACGUAUGCAAUCAUGAAGGGUGCGGAGAAAUAGGUUAUCCAAGACAUCGAGGGCCAAUUUGUUACUAUUGUCCCGUGCAUACACAAUCGAAAGCAUGUCAUUUCGUAGAUAUUUGUCGAGCAGGAGAGGUUUGUAAAUUUGAUUCUCGUCGUGAAUUUGAUGACAUGCUGUUCUCAAGUGGUUGCUCAGAUGCUCAUGCUUGUAAACAAGGUGCACCACUGCAACCAUCAAUAGUUGGUCGAGACAUUGAUGACAACAAGUAUCGGGCAAUCAGGAAACAACAUCGAUCUCUCAUUGAACAUGUCUGUCGGAGCUGCUGUGAAUCAGAUCUUUGUAACAACAUGUGUAAUGGAAGUAUCUCAGCAGCAACCAGUCAAUGUGUAUCGAACCCAUGCCACCAUGGGCAAUGUUAUGAUGUGUCAAAUGGUUUUGUUUGUGUUUGUAACCAUGGUUACGAAGGGAGGCAAUGUGAUAAAUUGAUAUUGCCAUGUGCAUCAAACCCCUGCAUGCGUGGAAAUUGCACGAACAAUAAUGACAGAUACACGUGUCAAUGUCCUCAAGAUUACAGGGGCACAAAGUGUGAAUUUAAAAUAUUGCCAUGUGAAUUAAACCCCUGCAUGCGUGGAAACUGCACGAACGAAAAUAACGGAUACACGUGUCAAUGUCCUCAAUAUUACACGGGCAGAAACUGUGAAACUAAAAUAUUGCCAUGUGAAUCAAAUCCCUGCAUGCGUGGAAACUGCACAAACAAAAAUGACGGAUACACGUGUCAAUGUCCUCAGGAUUACACGGGCACAAACUGUGAAACUAGGUUGCUGAGUGAUUGUUAUGAUCUACUAAAUAUUGACCAUGCUAAUGUAAGCGGCGUCUAUUAUAUAAAACUGUGGCAAUCACAUACAACUAUACAAGUUUAUUGUGACAUGGACACAGAUGGUGGGGGAUGGACUGUUUUUCAAAGGCGAUUCAACGGAAGCGUAGAUUUCUAUAAAUCAUUUUAUGAGUACGAGAAUGGCUUUGGUAGUUUAGAUGGAGAAUUUUGGCUAGGACUUGCUUAUGUUCAAGAAAUGGCGUCACAAGGACAAUCAGAAUUAAGACUUGACUUAAAAGCAGCAGAUGACAGUACUGCAUAUGAAACAUACCAGAAUUUCAAGUCUAGGAGUCUCGCCAACCUAUACCCUUCAUAUAGAUCACGGCGUUGGAACAGCAGCUCCUAUUCUUGUGCUAAGACAGAUCAUGGAGGUUGGUGGUAUAAUGGCUGUACUUUAGCGAACCUCAAUGGAGAGUAUGUUACGCCAGGUACAAUUUCAUCAUACCACAGUGGCGAAGGUGGUGUGAUAUACCGUGAAUUUCAGGAGUACAAAUCGCUUAAAGAGACAAAGAUGAUGUUUAGAAGAGUAUGA
Ruditapes philippinarum (Manila clam) is the source of this 1730-nucleotide messenger RNA. RefSeq names its product neurogenic locus Notch protein-like. The transcript has 16 exons. The record is from RefSeq and is a predicted model, not a curated record. Gene Ontology annotation, molecular function: calcium ion binding. NCBI's taxonomy places the organism in Eukaryota, Metazoa, Mollusca, Bivalvia, Venerida, Veneridae. The coding region runs from base 66 to 1730 and encodes 554 amino acids.